AUGUACCCGCUCCGCGCGGGCCGUCGUGCAAUGCUAUCCGAGCUCCGCGCGCGCCCUGCGCCCCUCCUCCUCCUCACGUCCGUCCUCUCUGAAACCUUGGGCGAAGGGGAUCACAUUUCCUUUGUCAUCGGGCCAUUUCACCCUCGCCUUGGUUCCCCCUCCGAUCCCAAGCCACGGGGCUGGAGCCUCCUCCCGGGCGCGCUGGAAUCAGUGGAAUCGGCAACGGCCCCGCGCAGCGAGCUCCGGAGCAGCGUGGCCGACGCAGCUGGCUGGCGCCCGCGUCAUCUUCUCUCUGAAAUGAGUCGCCGAUCAGGACGCGGGUGGCCCCGGCCGCGCAGAGCCUACCGGGCUUUGCUCCCGUCGUGCCCUGGCCUCCUGGGGCUUUGCACAACUCCCCCAAUUCGGGUUGCGUGAGCGCGCGCGCGCCCCCUCUUUCUCUGGUUUGCCGCCUCUUCCUCCUCUUCCUCCUCCUCUUCUCUGUGCGCUGGUUAUUGGGACUGA
This is a messenger RNA of Otolemur garnettii (small-eared galago), 501 nucleotides long. RefSeq lists its product as uncharacterized. Lineage: Eukaryota; Metazoa; Chordata; Mammalia; Primates; Galagidae. The record is from RefSeq and is a predicted model, not a curated record.